Molecule: messenger RNA, 2081 nt
Organism: Chinchilla lanigera (long-tailed chinchilla)
Lineage: Eukaryota; Metazoa; Chordata; Mammalia; Rodentia; Chinchillidae
Gene: Krt9
Product: keratin 9, type I
Exons: 9
Coding region: 1-1839 (612 amino acids)
Cellular component (GO): keratin filament
Molecular function (GO): structural molecule activity
Source: RefSeq, a predicted model, not a curated record
AUGACUUACAGACAGUUCUCGUCCUGGAGCCGCAGCAGCUGCGGGGGCGGCGGGGGCGGCGGGGGCGGCCUGCGCUCUUCCUUCAGCCGCUUCAGCAACUCCGGGGCCGGGGGCGGGGGCCGCUUCAGCUCUGCUAGUGGCUUCGGCGCCUGCGGCGGGGGAGGGGGCGGCUCCCUCUAUGGUGGAGGAGCCGGAGGGGGCUUCAGUGCCGGGAGCCUGGGUGGGGGCUUCGGGGCCGGUGGCGGUGGUUUCGGAGGUGGCAUCGGAGGAGGCUUCGGCGGCGCUGGGGGCUUUGGAGGAGGCCCCGGCGGGGCCGGUGGUGGCAUCCUGGGCACGGACGAGAAGACCACCAUGCAGAACCUCAACCACCGUCUGGCUUCGUACUUGGACAACGUGCAGCGGCUGGAGCAAGAAAACUACGAGCUGGAGAGGAAGAUUCAGGAGUGGUACGACACGCAGGGGCCCAAGUUCCUCCGGAAGGACUAUUCCCCGUACUACGACUCCAUCGAGGACCUCCAGAGACAGAUUCUGCACCUGACAGUGGGCAAUAACAAAACUCUCCUGGAUAUCGACAACACUCGAAUGACACUGGAUGACUUCAGGGUUAAGUACGAGAUGGAGCGGUCUUUGGGGCAGUCGGUGGAUGCUGACAUCAAUGGUCUGCAGCGGGUGCUGGAGAAUCUGAACAUGGAGAAGUCCGACUUGGAGAUACAGUACGAGUCUCUGCAGGACGAGAUGCAGGCCCUCAAGAAGAACCACCAGGAGGAGAUGAGCCAGCUGACCGGGCAGAGCGGUGGGGACGUCAAUGUGGAGAUCAACGUUGCCCCCAGCAGAGACCUCACCCAGAUCCUCAACGACAUGCGCCAGGACUACGAGCAGCUCAUCUCCAGGAACCGGAAGGAGAUCGAGGAACGCUAUGAGUCCCAGAUGACCCAUAUCGAACAGGAGGUGACAAGUAGUGGUCAAGAGAUGGAGAAGAACACCAAGGAGGCGACCCAGCUCAGGCACAGCGUGCAGGAGUUGGAGGUCGAGCUGCAGACUCAGCUCAGCACGAAAUCAGCCCUGGAGAAGGCCCUGGAGGACACGAAGAACCGCUACUACAUCCUGCUGCAGGAGAUGCAGCAGCAAAUCAGUAGUGUGGAGGAGCAGCUUGCCCAGGUCCGGGGCGAGAUCGAGUGCCAGAAUCUGGAGUACAGCAACCUGCUGAGCAUCAAGAUGCGGCUGGAGCAGGAGAUCAACACCUACCGCAGCCUCCUUGAGGGCGGCCAGGAGGACUUUGACUCUUCUGGAGCUGGACAAAUUGGCUUUGGAAGUAGCAAAGGAAGACAAGGAGGAAGUUGGUCUAGAGGAGGAAGUGGGGGCAGCUAUGGUGGAGGAAGUGGAGGAGGAAGUGGAGGCAGCCAUGGUGGAGGAAGUGGAGGCAGCUAUGGUGGAGGAAGUAGUUCUGGAGGAGGAAGGGGAGGCAGCCAUGGUGGAGGAAGUAGUUCUGGAGGAGGAAGGGGAGGCAGCCAUGGUGGAGGAAGUAGUUCUGGAGGAGGAAGUGGAGGCAGCCAUGGUGGAGGAAGUGGAGGCAGCCAUGGUGGAGGAAGUGGAGGCAGCCAUGGUGGAGGAAGUGGGUCUAAGGGAGGAAGUGGGGGCAGCUACGGAGGAGGAAGUAGUUCUGGAGGAGGAAGUGGAGGUGGCCAUAGUGGAGGAAGUGGAGGCGGCCAUGGAGGAAGUGGAGGCAGCUAUGGUGGAGGAAGUGGAUCUAAGGGAGGAAGUGGAAGACCGUCCCAGUCCCAGUCCUCCUCAAAACCUGAGGACUGUGAUGAUGUACAAGGCCACCAGCUACGAUACUAGAGCCCCUGCCGACUUUCCCCACCCAGCGCCAGCCGACCACCCCCCAGGCGGGCAGACUCCAGGUGCGCUUGCUUCCUGCGCCCUGCCAUCAGGCCUGACCGGCCACCAGCGUUGGUGCCCCUGUGGGGCUGGACUGAUGUGGCAUUGAGCCACUGGCCAUCCGUUGGCUCCCUUCCUUGCUGGGCUUUGAUGCCCUCGAGGUUGGGGAGCUGUCUCUUCCCCUGGGUGGCCCCUGGGUGACC